Molecule: messenger RNA, 4108 nt
Organism: Platichthys flesus (European flounder)
Lineage: Eukaryota; Metazoa; Chordata; Actinopteri; Pleuronectiformes; Pleuronectidae
Gene: nek8
Product: NIMA-related kinase 8
Exons: 15
Coding region: 36-2126 (696 amino acids)
Biological process (GO): protein phosphorylation
Molecular function (GO): ATP binding; protein kinase activity
Source: RefSeq, a predicted model, not a curated record
GACGGUGGAUACGUGUGGCAGCGGCGGCGGCAGCGAUGGAGAAGUACGAGAAGAUCAAAGUUGUGGGACGAGGAGCUUUCGGGAUCGUUCACCUGUGCCGCAGGCGCAGCGACGGGGCCUUUCUCAUCCUGAAGGAAAUCCCAGUGGAGCAGAUGUCACGAGACGAGCGUCUGUCGGCUCAGAACGAGUGUCAGGUGCUGAAACUGCUCCACCACCCGAACAUCAUCGAGUACUAUGAGAACUUCCUGGAAGACAAGGCCCUCAUGAUAGCCAUGGAGUAUGCACCAGGAGGGACUUUGGCUGAUUACAUACAGAAGCGCUGUAACUCUCUGCUGGACGAGGACACGAUCCUUCACUUCUUUGUGCAGAUCCUCCUCGCCUUGUACCACGUCCACAACAAACUCAUCCUGCACAGGGACCUCAAGACGCAAAACAUUCUUCUCGACAAGCACCAGAUGAUCGUCAAAAUCGGGGACUUUGGCAUCUCCAAAAUCCUCGUCAGCAAAAGCAAAGCCUACACUGUUGUUGGGACCCCAUGCUACAUCUCCCCAGAGCUGUGUGAAGGGAAACCUUACAACCAGAAGAGUGACAUCUGGGCUCUGGGCUGCGUGCUGUAUGAGCUAGCGAGCCUGAAGAGAGCCUUUGAGGCCGCUAAUCUACCCGCCCUCGUUCUGAAGAUCAUGAGCGGCACAUUCGCUCCAAUUUCCGAUCGGUACAGCCCAGAACUGCGGCAGCUCAUUCUCCACAUGCUCAAUCUGGAUCCAUCCAAACGUCCUCAGCUCAAUGAGAUAAUGGCCCUCCCCAUAUGCAUCAGGCCCCUGCUUAACCUCUACACGGAUAUAGGCAACGUCAAAAUGCGCAGGAUCGAGAAACCACUGUCAACAAUGCACCCUUGUCACCAGGGCAGAGCAGGAGGCAGAGUUCCCGGCAACAGGUCCAGAGAUGGAUCAUUCGGUUUAGGAUCGGGGAAGGUGCACUCCCUGCCCCUGUCCUCGGUGUACACGUGGGGAAGUGGCAUCUCGACGCCGCUGCGUCUGCCAAUGCUCAACACCGAGGUGCUGCAGGUGUCCCUGGGCCGCACCCAGAGGAUGGGGGUCACCAAGUCCGGCCGUCUGAUCACCUGGGAGGCGCCAUCUGUGGGAUCCGGUGAGGCCAGUCUGCCCGGUGUGGUGGAGCAGAUGCAGCCUCAGUUCAUCUCUCGCUUCCUCGAGGGUCAGUCUGGAGUCACCAUCAAGUCUGUGUCCUGUGGCGAUCUCUUCACCACCUGCAUGACAGACAGGGGCAUCAUUAUGACGUUUGGAAGUGGGAGCAAUGGCUGUCUAGGACACGGUAACUUCAACGAUGUAACACAGCCUAAGAUAGUCGAGGCCCUCCUCGGCUACGAGCUGGUUCAGGUGUCGUGCGGCGCUUCCCACGUUCUCGCCGUGACCAAUGAAAGAGAAGUAUUUGCCUGGGGAAGAGGAGACAAUGGUCGCCUGGGGCUCGGGGACCAAGAAACCCACAACUCUCCGCAGCAGGUGUGUUUACCUGUGGAAUUUGAGGCCCAGAGGGUCAUGUGUGGAGUCGACUGUUCCAUGAUUGUCAGUACCCAACACAGAAUUAUGGCGUGUGGAAGCAACAGGUUCAAUAAGCUCGGGUUGGAUAAGAUAACAGCCGAAGAGGAACCAAAUCCCUCAAACCAAGUGGAAGAAGUUAAUUCGUACAGCCCCAUCCAAUCAGCGCCGCUCGACUCUGAGAGGAUCACUUACAUUGACAUUGGAACGUCCCACUCUGUUGCUGUUACAGACAGGGGUCAGUGCUUCACCUUUGGCAGUAACCAGCACGGCCAGAUGGGCUGCAGCUCCCGCCGCAGCAGCCGUGUGCCCUACCCGGUACCCGGCAUGCAGGGCAUCGCCAUGGCUGCCUGCGGAGACGCUUUCACCUUAGCUAUUGGAUCUGAAGGGGAGGUGUACACCUGGGGAAAGGGGGCCCGCGGUCGCCUCGGCAGGAAAGAGGAGGAUUCUGGGAUACCGAAGGCAGUGCAGCUUGAUGAAAGUCACCCGUUCAUGGUGACAUCAGUGGCUUGUUGUCAUGGCAACACUCUGCUGGCAGUGAAACCUUUGCUCGAGGAUUCUGUCCAGAGAUGAGUUUGUCCUGAAGAAGAACCGGCUCAGCGGCCGUCCCGCAGCCCGGCGGUCCUGUGAGGUGACGGCUUCCUCCUCCAGCUGCGGUUCUGUUGAAAGAUUUCUUUUCAUACUGCAGCUGCAGCUUCAGGUUUUCACUUGGUCUUUCUCCUCUGUAUCUAUGCUUUUUUUUCAGGGAUGAAUGUUUGUGCCUCAUUCUGUGUCUCUCAUGGAGCAAAGGUCACAACCUGAGUAUCUCCCAACCAGGUUGGAUAAAGAGAGGUUGUAACACUGUGACUGAAGCCGGACUGCAGGAAGUCAUUAGGCCGCUUUCAUGUGGUGAACUAUUGUCCUCUUCCACGUGCAGCGUGAGCAUGAUAAACCAUGGGACUGGUUGGAGCUCUGUUAAGUCACUGGUGAAUGUGAUGAUACAAAGCACAGAGCAGAAAAGAAAAGAAAGGAGCCACUUGGGAGUUCAUCAGUCAAAUGAACCAAAUGCAUUCAUCUGCAGCACGUCCUCAGUGGUCACAUUGUGCUUUAUUGGAUUAACCCUCACUUACAUUUGUAACCCAGUGUUCGGACCAGAUAACGACCUGUUGUUCAGGGUAACACAGAAACAAGCUUUCAUGGUGUUAAAGGGAAUGACUGUGUUCGAACCCACUCACUCACCUCUUCCUUUUCUAUGGGGAAAAGUAAACACAGAUUUCAGACACCAUCUAUUGAGUAAUCUACAUGUCGGGGGAUCGUUAGUUGGAUGAACUGUUUUCAGUUUUCAGUAUAAAUGUUUGAGGAGCACUCACUUGGACAAUCUGAACACUCACAGAAUACGAUGGACAAUAGAUAUAGUGCAAUAUGCAUUAACUAGGUAGUGAUAUUUUAAAUGAGAUGAUAUAUUAUAUAAAUGUGUAAUAUAUUAGUAUUACUAAUAGAAAUCUCUAAAGUAACAAAAACUGCCAAGUAUAGAGUGUAUAGAGAGUAUAAACUACAAUAUUUACAUCUGAAACAUAGUAAAGUGUAAAAUAUUCGAUUCCAUAAAAUGAAAAUACUCAAGUUAAGUUUAAAUACCUCAGGAUCGUAUGUAGUUGCAGUAUUUAACACCACUGGUGCCUUGGAGUCAAAUAUUUGUAGUAAAAUAAAAUGUUUUUUCAACUAUUAGCAAAUGCAGUUAUCAAAAGAUUUUCUAGUGUUAAAGCUUUUAAAAACACUUCUGGUAAAGGGAAAAAUCACAUUUAGUAAUUCUAGUGUAUUUUAUAUAUGUGUAUAUUAGUGUAUGUUGCAUUAGAGGACGGUUUCACUGUGAAUGAGCCUUAAAUUAGAGACGUUGAGGUUUUCAGAAACUGAAAUGUUAUUACAUCUUUUUAAUAUCAAAACCAAAAGCUGCUGAAAUAUUUAUAUAUAUUUAGGUACAAGUGGAUAGGAAACGUCUGUAUCUGAACUGAGAAGUUUGAGCUUAAAAUAAAACCUCAUCAGUUGAAAAUUAUGAGAUUAAAAUCAACAUCAAGCCAAAUAUGAACCACAGGAUUUCUCAGCGACAGUCUGAUUAUACCUUUGCUUUACUCUGCCCCCACAGUCUCACAUUAAUCACCUGUUUCAUUAUGUACGUUCCUUUAUACUUUGAUUAACAGACUAAUGAUCAGCCGCUAUGACUGUUGUAAUUAUCGUGAUAUAUAAUCAGUUAAUAUGUUGUAAUUAAUUCAUGUAUAUUUGAAUCUGAAUAUAUAUAUUUUAUUUUUCAAAAUGUAAUCUAAUUUUUUAUGUAAUUAUUGAUUAUUCACAUCUUCUAUGACGACAUGGACCAUUUACUGUGGUUGCUUUGUGUGAUGAUGUAAUGAUGAUGUAAUCCGGUGGUAACACAGGAUCCAGUUGUGAGGAUAUGAAAAGGAUGUGCACUUGAUUUUUUUUCAUCAGUAUUCUAACUAAAGUCAAGCAUUUAUUUUAAAUAUGUAUAUUUAUACUGGUCACAUUUGUAUCAUGAAUUAAUAAUAAAAUAAAGACAAAAUACAGAA